UGGUCCAGCUGCUCCUGAGCAGCAACAUGGUGGUGGCGCUGCUGGAGGACGAGCGGAAGGAGCCGACGGACUCGUCCUACACCACGCCGCUGCACCUGGCAGCGCGAAACGGACACAAAGACGUGAUACGGCUGCUGCUGAAGGCCGGCAUCGACAUCAAUAAGACCAGCAAGUCUGGAACAGCCCUGCAUGAAGCGUCGCUGUAUGGAAAAACCGAGGUGGUGCGGCUGCUGCUGGACGCUGGAGUAGACGUGAACAUCAGGAACACCUACAACCAGACGGCGCUGGACAUCGUCAACCAGUUCACCACUUCCCACGCCAGCAAGGACAUCAAGCAGCUGCUGCGAGAUGCCACCGGAAUCCUGCAGGUCAGAGCUCUGAAGGACCACUGGAACCUCCAUGACCCCACAGCCCUGUACAUCCGGGCCGGAGAUGUGAUCACGGUGAGCCAUAUUGACCUCUGACCUCUCACUCUAACCACCAGCUUGAUAACCUGCCCUUCCUCCUCCUCCUCCUCCUCCUCUCGCCCUCUAGGGGGCACCCUCUCCCGGCACGCCUCUCUGCCCACCCAGCGCCAGCAGCUCCUACCUAAAGCCCCCCUCUCCUCCAGCCUAAGCUCCGCCCCCCACACCGACGACUCCUACAGUCUGUAUGCCCCGCCCAGCCACGUGGUGCUACCGCUGUCCAACGGCCUGGCUACCUGCACAGGUUUGUCUUCCAGCCUCCUGUCUCAGCCUGGGUGUCCCUUUGAGGACAUCUGGGUCCUCAGGGACUCGUACCACGCGGGAGACAGGAACAGCGUGGGCAGCACCGGCAGCGUGGGCAGCACCCGCAGCGCCGGCAGCGGACAGAGCACCGAGAGCAGCGGCGCCCCCAACGGACACCAGCAGAACACCGGUCACCAUGACAACAAGCUGGCGCCCCCUGCUGCUGAAGCAGGGCAGUCUGCAGACCAGAUCCAACAGGCCGACAGUCCUGCAGGUGGCGCCGCUCGGAGACAGACGGUGAUGGUGCAGCGUCCUGCAGAGCCCAGCUUCACGCAGCAGUUUGUUCGUCCGCAGCAGCUCCUGGAGGGGAAGGAUGCGGACGCCAUCUAUCAGUGGCUCAGUGAGUUCCAGCUGCAGCAGUACACCGAGAACUUCCUGAACGCCGGAUACGACGUUCCGACCGUUAGUAGGAUGACUCCCGAGGAUCUGACCGCCAUCGGAGUCACCAAACCAGGACACCGCAAGAAGAUCUCCAUGGAGAUCGGCAACCUGAACAUCCCGGAGUGGCUGCCGGAGUACAUCCCGUCGGACCUCGGAGAGUGGCUCAGCGCCAUCGGCCUCCCGCAGUACCACAAAAAACUCUCUGAAAAUGGCUAUGACUCCAUCAGCAUCGUCAAAGACCUGACAUGGGAGGACCUGCAGGAGAUCGGGAUCACCAAGCUGGGCCACCAGAAGAAGCUGAUGUUGGCUGUGAAGAAGCUGUGCGACAUCCACAGGGCCAUCCUCAAUGCCGAGUCCGGCCCCGGAACGCUUCGGCGUAGAGCGCCCGGGGGCCUCCACCUGGUGACCAUCGACUCUCCUGAUGCCAGCAGUGAAUGUUCUUCUCCUCACACCCCCAUGAUGGUGACCUUUCAGGACAGCGAGCUCAGCGCAGAGCUUCAGACCGCUAUGUCGAGUCACUACGGCGGCUGCGAGGAAGGUUUGGCCAUCAAGAGCGCUGUGGGGAUGUCCCGCAGCCAGGAGAGCAUCGACGCUCGGUCCAGAGGUUCUGGCCGCUCCCAGGAGCCUCCCACCGCCUCCAUCAACCCUCACAGCUGGUCCCAGGAGAGCCUUGAAGGAAGCCCAGCCCGGGAGAGGAACCUGCCUGAAGGCUGGGACCCGAGGCCGCUGCAGCACCAGCCGCUGCCCAAACAGGUUCCUCUGGGAACGGCCACAGUCUUCAAGUACCCCGCCAUCCCGGCCAAACCCAGACUGCCUGGAUCCCGUAAUAACUCUCCUCAUGGCUCCCCCGCCCUGAAAGGUUUCAACUACCUGCACUCCGAGUGCGGCUCCACCGACCUGAACCGACCCGAACAUCUCAGGACCCUGACCCCGCCCCACAGGCGCCCUCAGAGCAAGACCCGCUACGCCCUGUCAGACGGGGAGCCGGACGAGGACGACGAUGACCUUGCCGUGCCUCGGGGAAGCGUCCCUUCCUACGCCACUCUGACCCGGAAGCCCGGCCGCAGCCAGCUGGCCCGCUUACAGUCCAACACGGACAAGAACAGCGGCGUGGGCCGCAGUCAGUCGUUUGCCGUGCGAGCUCGUAAAAAAGGUCCGCCCCCUCCGCCGCCGAAGAGACUGAGCUCAGUAAGCAGCACCACCAGCAGCGAGCUGAGCGACAGCAGCCCCACCUCCUCCUCUGGGGGCGUGGUCACCGACAGCCCGGGAAGCGUCCGCAGCAUCGCGGCGUCUCUGCAGGGCAGCCCGGGUCACAGCCUGAGAGCGGAGGCCUCAGAGGCCGCAGAGGUGAGGAGGAAAGUUCAGAGCGUUUCCAGUCAAACCAGCAGCAGCGCGGCGGGCGACCCGGGGCUGAAAUCUGAUUCGGAGGAAGAAGAACCGAAGGAUGGUGGACUGGAUGGAUCUUCGUCACCUCAGAACAGUUCCAGCGAGUGCAUUCCCUUCGCUGAGGAGGGCAACCUGACCAUCAAACAGAGACCCAAAGCUCCAGGCCCCCCCAGGGCUGAGGCCGUACUGGAACCACCAGACAAACCAGCAGCCAAGACUCUGGAGGUCCCCGAGUUCAACCUGAAAGAGUCCGACACAGUGAAGAGGCGCCACAAACCCAAAGACAAGGAGCAGGGCGAAGGCUCCCCCGUCAGGUCAGGAGCCGAAGCAUCGGGGUCGGAGUCUGGGGGCAGCAGACCUCCGUCCAGGAACCAGGACCGGGUGGACCCCAGAACCAGCGAGAGGUCCAGCAGUCCAGCUGCAGGUUCUCCUGUUAAACCUUCUGUCUCAGCAAAACCUGCCGUCACCCCAAAACCUGUUCGUCACAGUCUGCUGGCGUCUCAUGCAGGACGUUCCUCUCCCACGUUGACCAUCAGUGUGGUCCAAAGCGUGGCCUUCUCCUCCUCAGCCCCCCAGGGGCCCCCGGCCCCGGCCCCUCACAGCCCCUCUUUGGCUGCUAGGAGACAUCAGGCUCUUCCUUUAGGACCCAGUCUCACACCUGAGACUUCUAGUGAGACGGAGGAGGUCCAGCAGAGACUGGACCAGACCAGCACCUCUCUUGCUGCGGCGUUGGAAGCCGUAGAGACGAAGCUGAUCCAGGACGGCGGCUCCGGGGGCAGGGGGAGCACUGUGAGGUCAGCAGGGACCAUCCUGGACGACAUCGGGAACAUGUUCGACGACCUGGCUGACCAGCUGGACGCCAUGUUGGAUUAAAGAAACCAGGCUCCAGUCAGACUCUCAGACAGCAGCGCCUGAACGUGGCUGCCGCCGCUCAUGGCGUCCAGCCGCUCAUGGCGUCCAGCCGCUCAUGGCGU
Messenger RNA from Cyprinodon variegatus (sheepshead minnow), 3508 nucleotides. RefSeq names its product caskin-2-like. The transcript is spliced from 15 exons. The record is from RefSeq and is a predicted model, not a curated record. Gene Ontology annotation, molecular function: protein binding. NCBI's taxonomy places the organism in Eukaryota, Metazoa, Chordata, Actinopteri, Cyprinodontiformes, Cyprinodontidae.